AUGGAUAAAUCAAAAUUGGUAUAGCAUACAUCAUCUUUGAAUACUAAUUUAUAAUAUUACCUUAAUAAAUUUGAGAAGAAUCAAGAAUGGGCUGAUAUUGCUCCAUUACUAAUGAAAAUUGAAGGUUUAUUAAAACAGCAUCCAUCUCCAUACAUAAUUGAAAAGAUUCAAUUAAGCAAAAGAUUAGCAUAAUGUCUUAAUCCUCAUGUAUGACUUUAAUAGAUUUGUUAGCUAUCAGCUCCAAUUCAUAUAUCAGUGUUAAAGAUUUAUGAUCAAUUAUUUAAAAAUAUGGCAAAUUUUAGUGUUGAAGGUGAUCCAUCUGGUGUUGUAAAAUUGUAUUUAGAAGACCUUGCUUUAUAUUCAAUAGGUUUACUUCCCUUUUUUUCUAAUGCAUCUUCUAAAGUAAGACCAUAAUUCUUGGAAUUAAUUAUUUAACAUUAUGUACCUUUGGGUAGAGAAUUAAUUCCAAUGUUACCUGGAUUAGUUGCUAGUAUAUUGCCAGGAUUGGAUGAUUAAUAGGAAAACAAUUAAAAAAAAUGUAUGACUGUAUUGGAUGCAUUGAGUCAAUCAGCAGGUAGAAAAUUCCUUAUUGGAUCAGUAUGGAUGUCAAUGCUUAGAAGCCCAAAAUGUAGAAGGUAAUUUAAUAUAGAUUAAUUUUAGUUCAUCUUUAAAGUAUCUAUCUUAGAAGAUUCCAAAAAUGUAAUAGGAAUAAGAGGAUGAAUAAUCAGAUUAUGAAAGCGAUGAAUAUGAAGAUGAAGAAUAAUAGAAAUCAUCAUCUAUUGCAUAGGAAUAAAUGUAAUAGUAGUAGAAAGUGACAUAAAAUAAUUAAGAUAUAGAUGAUAUUAAAGAUGAUUCUAUGGAAUAGAUUAUGGAUAAUAAUGCUUAAAAUGAAAUAAGAAAAAGAACUAUUGUUGUUGAAUAGAGCAUGGAGUUAAAACGUAAAUAAGCUUUAAUGAUGAUUGAAGAUGGUAUUAAUGAAGAAACACAUGAAAACAAUUUUCCAUCACUUUAUGUAUCUGCUCUCAUUUCUUGUUUGGAAGAUGAAAAGUAUUUUCUAAAAUCAUAUUUAGUUAAUUAAUCAAAAGGUAGGCUCUUGAUAUGAUGUACACACAUUUGAAAUCAAAUGUUAUUUAAGAAAAUAAGGAAAUUUUAGUUGAAGCUUCAUUAAAGUUACUUAUAAGAAAAGAUUUAUCUGUAACAAGAAGAGUCAAUUAAUGGUUAUUUGGUAAACCAGAUAUGGAUAAUAAAUAUUAAAUAACUGAAUAAAAUAAAGAUAUUCUAUAAUAUGUUGUGAAUUCAUUCAAUAAAUUUUUAGAAUAAGAAGCAAAUGAUCAGAAUGCAGUCUUUCCAAUAAAAUUAUUAUAAAAUUUCUUCAUGGAACAUGAUCAUAUGGUUGAAUUAUUAAUAGGUAANAAGAAUCAAGAAUGGGCUGAUAUUGCUCCAUUACUAAUGAAAAUUGAAGGUUUAUUAAAACAGCAUCCAUCUCCAUACAUAAUUGAAAAGAUUCAAUUAAGCAAAAGAUUAGCAUAAUGUCUUAAUCCUCAUGUAUGACUUUAAUAGAUUUGUUAGCUAUCAGCUCCAAUUCAUAUAUCAGUGUUAAAGAUUUAUGAUCAAUUAUUUAAAAAUAUGGCAAAUUUUAGUGUUGAAGGUGAUCCAUCUGGUGUUGUAAAAUUGUAUUUAGAAGACCUUGCUUUAUAUUCAAUAGGUUUACUUCCCUUUUUUUCUAAUGCAUCUUCUAAAGUAAGACCAUAAUUCUUGGAAUUAAUUAUUUAACAUUAUGUACCUUUGGGUAGAGAAUUAAUUCCAAUGUUACCUGGAUUAGUUGCUAGUAUAUUGCCAGGAUUGGAUGAUUAAUAGGAAAACAAUUAAAAAAAAUGUAUGACUGUAUUGGAUGCAUUGAGUCAAUCAGCAGGUAGAAAAUUCCUUAUUGGAUCAGUAUGGAUGUCAAUGCUUAGAAGCCCAAAAUGUAGAAGGUAAUUUAAUAUAGAUUAAUUUUAGUUCAUCUUUAAAGUAUCUAUCUUAGAAGAUUCCAAAAAUGUAAUAGGAAUAAGAGGAUGAAUAAUCAGAUUAUGAAAGCGAUGAAUAUGAAGAUGAAGAAUAAUAGAAAUCAUCAUCUAUUGCAUAGGAAUAAAUGUAAUAGUAGUAGAAAGUGACAUAAAAUAAUUAAGAUAUAGAUGAUAUUAAAGAUGAUUCUAUGGAAUAGAUUAUGGAUAAUAAUGCUUAAAAUGAAAUAAGAAAAAGAACUAUUGUUGUUGAAUAGAGCAUGGAGUUAAAACGUAAAUAAGCUUUAAUGAUGAUUGAAGAUGGUAUUAAUGAAGAAACACAUGAAAACAAUUUUCCAUCACUUUAUGUAUCUGCUCUCAUUUCUUGUUUGGAAGAUGAAAAGUAUUUUCUAAAAUCAUAUUUAGUUAAUUAAUCAAAAGGUAGGCUCUUGAUAUGAUGUACACACAUUUGAAAUCAAAUGUUAUUUAAGAAAAUAAGGAAAUUUUAGUUGAAGCUUCAUUAAAGUUACUUAUAAGAAAAGAUUUAUCUGUAACAAGAAGAGUCAAUUAAUGGUUAUUUGGUAAACCAGAUAUGGAUAAUAAAUAUUAAAUAACUGAAUAAAAUAAAGAUAUUCUAUAAUAUGUUGUGAAUUCAUUCAAUAAAUUUUUAGAAUAAGAAGCAAAUGAUCAGAAUGCAGUCUUUCCAAUAAAAUUAUUAUAAAAUUUCUUCAUGGAACAUGAUCAUAUGGUUGAAUUAUUAAUAGGUAAAGUAUCAUAUAAUUUAAUAAAAUAUGUUGAGAUUUACCAUAAAAAAUAUCCAGAAAUAGUAAAAUCUUGUAAAAGAUUAUUGGAAUCUAUUACAUCAUUUUUAUUGAUUGUAGUUAAUGAAGUUAGCAAAUAAUACAACAAAUACAUAAACUUUUUAUUUUCAACUUUGAUAACAAAAGAGGAUAAUUUUGAUAAAACAGUAGAAUUUACAUUAUUAAGAAGUGCAUCAGCAAAUUUAAUGAGUUGUUUGUCAAUAUUUUCUCCUGAAGAAUUAAGAAAAUAAUCACCUGGUUCAACUUUGAAUAAAUUAUUAGUAAGAAUGGAAUAAUUGCCCUAAUAAUAAGAUAAUUAAUUGGUAAGACCAGCUUAAACUUCUGAAUAUGAUGAAGCUAUAGAAGAAUUUGGUUCAUUAUAUUAGAAACUAGCAGAUGUAAUUCUUGAAGGAAAUGAAUAAUUAAGAGUAGAAUUUGAAUCAAUUAGUAAAUCAUUAAUCAAAGGAUAAAGAUUUAAAUAAAAUAAGGAAGUUUCUAAAUUACCGAAGUGGUUUACAUCAAUAACUAAAAUUAUAAAAGAAGAGAAUCCCUCUAUUUCUUUAUUAGCUAUAUAAAGUAUGAUUGAAAUUUUGAUAUCUGAGAAAGUUGACAUUAUUUAUGAAAAUUUAAAAAAAUUAAUUGUUGAAGAAAGUAGAACUAAGAUGCUGAAAAAUCAAAUUGUAGAAGGAUAAGAUUACACUAAACUAACUUUAGAAAAAUUAUGGAAUCUCCUUGAUUAUCCUUUUUUUCAUGAAAGAAUCAUAGAGAUGAUUGUCAAUUUAUCAAAAGUAUUUCCAACAUUUUUUACAGAAGUUGUAAUUCAUUAAUUUAAAAAUAUGUAAGAAGCAGCAAUCAGAAGAUUUGCUCUCUUUUGGAAAUUAAGUGCAACUCAUUAUAAAGAAUUAUAAGAUUUAAAUAAAGUGGGUUUGUUUCUAAUGUUAGAUUUCUUAGAUCAUGAAAAUCCAAUUAUCAGACAUAAUGCUAAAAAUUGGUUAUUAGAAUCAACAGGAAUGUUAGAGAGAAUUCUUGAUCCUCUUUUUGAAGUACUCAUUUAAAGUAGUUCAUCAUGGUAUUUAACUGACAAUCAAUAAAUAUUCUUUGCCAAAGUUUAUGAAACCAAAAGGAUCAAUGAAACAAUAAAAAAAUUAAAAUCUAUUUUAAUCUCCUUUAGUGCUAUAUUUAUGGAAUAUGUCUAAGAGACAGAAAUUUCAUCAUACAUAAAAGAUAUUAGAAUGCAUUUCACAAGUGAAGGUAGUGUGAUCAUGUAAAAAGAUACCAUGAUGUAUAUAGAUUUAUUGGUUAUAAUUUGCUUAAAAUAUGUAUAAGGAUAAGCAAUAGAGAGUAUGUCUUUGAAAUUCUACAAAGAAAAUGCAGCAGUUAAUGCAUCUGCAUGUGAAUAUAUUGAAUUAUUAAUUGUCAAUGUUGAAAAUCCAAUUGUCUCCUUAAAAUUUGCUGAAUAUAUUAUGUAACCAUUACAGAUUGUUUUAUAUCAUGCAAUAGAAAAUGAAGAUCUUGUUAUGCAAGUUCAAAUUUUAAAUCUUUUUAAAGUGAUUUUUUUUAGUUCAUCCUUUAGAACCAAAUUCUAACCAGAAUAAAGAGAAUUAAUUGAAGAUACUAUGAGUAGAUCAGUAAGUAAUAGUAUAUUUAUUCCAACUCUUUUGAGAGGAAUGCAUACUCAUGUUCUUUAUGUCAGAGCAUAGUAUAUUCAUUUCAUUAGUACUUGCAUACCUUUAUUGGCUGAACAUCUACGAUAAUAAACUUUAACAGAUUGUGUUUAAUAAAUUUUAACUGCUUAUUUUAAAAUGAUUUAAGAUAUUGCAAAUAGAUAAUAUGAAUAAUAGAAAUCUGAUUAAAAAAUGAAUUAAUUUGACUUUCUUUAAGGAUCAUCUCAACAUGAAAUUUAAUCAAUCUUAAUUGGAGUUAAAACUAUCUUAAAACAUAUUCUUGGAUUACAAGAAAGAGAUGAUAUGAUUUAUGAAAAAUUGAAGGAAGAUAAUACUAUUUUCAAUACUGUUAAAUCUGUUAUCACUUUUGGAUUACUUAAUGUUUAAGAUUAAAAUAAGUCUACUAAAUUAGUUUUUUAGAAGUUUUAAAAUACUUGUGAAGUGAUUAUGUCAACAUUACCUUCUAUUUUAGAAUUAUAUAUUAAUUGUUGGUCAUUAGGAUAAGAUUUCAUUAAAUAUGCUGAUACUUUAACUGCUAUGGGUAUUGGAUCCUAUUCAUUUGAAAAAUUCAAUUCAUUCAAUAAAAUUCUGUAAGAAUAAUAAACUAAAGAAACCAAUAUUGUAAAACCUUAAAUUCUAUAAAUGAUGAAACCAUUAUUCAUGAGUUAUUCAAAAUAAUUCAUGACAGCAUUAUUAUCAGUAUGGAGUAAUUAACUCAAUUAAUUGUAAAGAUUAUUCUUUGAAAAUGAAUAAAUUUUAAUCGAUCCUUUCUCUCUUCAUUAAAAUACAUUCCUUUUGAAAACUAUAGAAAUUAUGAUUAUGAUGUAAUGUCCAAUUGAGCUAUUCUUGGAUAGUCUUUUGGAAUGUUAAUAAUUAUAAGAAUUACAAAAAUAUUAUGAUAUAUAUAGAAGAAAGAAAUUAUAGACAACAAUGCUAAAUUUUUAGAUAUCAUAAUAGGAAACAAACAUUCUAUAUUUUUUGUAUUGUUAUUUUACUUAUGUUCAAAUAGAUUCACAUUAAUUAAAAAAAGAAAAUCUUCUUCCAUUUUGGAUGUAAAUAAUGAAAAUCCUAUAAAUAUUGGCAUUAUCAAAAUCUCCUAGCACAAAUAUGUGGCUUUUAGAAUUAUAAUUACUAUUAACUCGUAAAUAUUCUCCAAAAGAGAUAAUUGGAGAUUAAAGAUUUAGAAAUUAACAUCAUGAAUUUAUAAAUGAUAAAUUAAGAUAUGUUGCUUAAUUUGGAGGAAAAUUAAAUAUUUUUUGGAAUGAUCCAGGUUAAAAGCCUGAUGGAGAUGAUUUAUUUGAAUAAUAUAUAAUAAAAUUUAAGGUUGUUACACCUUUAACACCAACAUUAUAUGAUAUAUAUUUGAAUGUAAUAAAAUCUUUGAAUAAAGAACUUUAAUAUGAAGUAACAGAUAUAGAAUAAUUGAUAUUUAGUCAACUUAGUAGUGUAAUAGAAGAUUACAUUUAGACAAAGUAUAGAUUGAUGUGCAUUAAGACAUUAAAAAAUGUAGCAUUAGAAUUAUUAUAAAAUUCUUAUGCAGUAGAAAAAACAGAGAGAGUUGUUUUAAGAUGUAAAGAAAUGAUGGAUAUUUUGUAUCCUCUUUUAGAAAAUAGAAGUCAAUAUAAUUAGAUUUAUGUUUAAAUAAUUUCAGAAAUGUUAUACUCUUAAUUAGAUAAAGCUAGAUAAGUUUUAUUGAAAGUUUAUAAAGAUUCUAUCUUAAAUAUAUUCAAUAAAGAAGACUUUUUUAUAUAAUCGAAACAAACAUUAAAGUAUUGGACUAAAAUAAUAAAUUGGGUAGUUUAAUAUGGUAGAAGUGAUUUAUUCACUUAGUAUUUGGAGUAGGUUGCUUAAUAAUCAUCAUUUUUUUUUAGUAGAGAAAGUGAAGAGAAUAAGAGGAGAAUUAAAACUUUUGAAAGAAUAUGCUUUUUGAUUUUUAGUGGAGAAAGAGAUCGUUAUACAAAAAAAUUAGAUUUAUUAAUUGAAAAAAUAUCUGAAGUUAUAAAAUCAGAUUCAGCUAAUCCAGGAUUAGUUAUGCUUAUUUUAUUUUGUGUAAGAAUUCUCAUUUUGAGAUUAUCACCAAUUUAAUUAAAUGAAUUGUUUAGAAACAUGUGGCCUACACUAUUAACUUUAUUAAUCAGUAUUUUUAAAAAUAAAUAGUCAAACUAAAAUUUGGUUCUGGCAGCAUUAAAAUUAGUAGAAAUGAUCUCUUUUAUGUAAUAGGAUGAAUUCUUUCUACAUUAAUGGAUAUUUAUUUAUGAUUAUUUUGGAAUCAAGAUUCAAGAGAAUUAGGGAAUUGGAGUUCCGAUUACUCCAUUUUUAUAUUAGCCUUAUUGUUCGAAUUUCUUAUUUUAGCAAUAUUCAGUUGAUUAUAGCAAAGUAGAAUUGAAAAAUGUGACUGAUCCUUAAAAAAGAGAAAUAAUGAUAAAGUAGAUCAAAGUGGAUGGAUAGUAAUAAUUAGAGGAUAUAUCUUUGUAAUUGUGUAAUUAUUUGGUACAGUUGAAUAGUAUGAGGAUUUACACAAUUAACGAAGAUAUAGAAGACUUGAUAGAGAAUGAUUUCAUCUAAUUGGAUUAGUUUAUUUAUGAAUAAUAAUGA
Paramecium sonneborni is the source of this 7041-nucleotide messenger RNA. NCBI's taxonomy places the organism in Eukaryota, Ciliophora, Oligohymenophorea, Peniculida, Parameciidae. The record is from the annotation of a GenBank genome assembly.